Messenger RNA from Gopherus flavomarginatus (Mexican gopher tortoise), 5171 nucleotides. RefSeq names its product neuropeptide Y receptor type 4-2-like. NCBI's taxonomy places the organism in Eukaryota, Metazoa, Chordata, Testudines, Testudinidae. Gene Ontology annotation, molecular function: pancreatic polypeptide receptor activity; neuropeptide binding. The record is from RefSeq and is a predicted model, not a curated record. The coding region runs from base 212 to 1360 and encodes 382 amino acids. Gene Ontology annotation, cellular component: neuron projection; plasma membrane. Gene Ontology annotation, biological process: G protein-coupled receptor signaling pathway. The transcript has 2 exons.
AGGACAGCAAAUCUCUGCUGCUCUGGAGUUCCUCUAUUCUGCUGUGGCACAGAUACCCAGCACAAGCAGCAACCUUCUUAAUCAGUGUGGAUGUUACCAGGCAUUUCCAGACUCUCUACAUGACUGAACAGAAGAACUUAUGGUAGGGCCCUGAAGACCCAGAUCCUACUCAUUUCCUUGCAUAUUUCUGGGCUCUCUUUCUGAUUCCAGCAUGAGCAAGACAGAAGAUCUUAACAUGGUCCUUCCCUUUCCAUUCAACAAGAAUUUGAGUUUAGAGCGAGGCGUCCUCACACAUAUUCCAGGUUAUUGCAGAAACACAACUGACCUUACUGUCUUUCUAGUCACCUCAUAUAGCUUAGAAACCAUCCUCGGCAUCCUGGGAAAUGUUUGCCUGAUUAGUGUCAUAGUCAGGCAGAAGGAGAGGACCAAUGUCACCAGCAUACUCAUUACCAACUUGAUAGUCUCUGACUUGUUCAUGAGCAUCGUCUGCCUGCCUUUCACCAUCGUCUACACCCUGAUGGACUACUGGAUAUUUGGUGAAGUCAUGUGCAAAAUGACCUCCUUCAUCCAGUGUACUUCUGUGAGUGUGUCAAUUCUCUCCCUUGUCCUCAUUGGUCUGGAAAGACACCAGCUCAUCAUAAACCCAACUGGUUGGAGGCCAAGCAUCUCCCAAGCCUAUCUAGGGAUUGUAGUCAUUUGGACAUUAGCUUGCCUCAUGUCUCUGCCCUUUCUGACGACCUCCGUCUUGACAUAUGACUUGUACAAGCAGUUCUCCUAUAUUACGGAUUCUUCUGCCGACAAGGCCAUAUGCAUGGACUCAUGGCCAUCUGACCAGCACCGACUCAUCUACACCACCACUUUGCUGCUGUUCCAGUACUGCAUCCCGCUCUUCGUCAUCCUGGUUUGCUACCUGCGUAUCUAUUUACGCCUGCAGAAGAGAAAGGACAUGUUUGAGAAGAGUGCAUACAAUGGCCGGGUGGUUCAGCUGAGGAGGAUAAACAUUUUAUUAGUAUCCAUGGUGAUCGCCUUUGCUGUUUGCUGGUUACCAUUGCACGUUUUCAAUAGCAUUGAGGACUGGGAUUACAAAGCCAUUUCCCCUUGCCACCACAACCUGAUCUUCUCAUUGUGCCAUCUAGUAGCCAUGGCUUCCACCUGUGUCAACCCUGUUAUCUAUGGGUUCCUAAACAAUAACUUCAAAAACGAAGUGAAGUUGCUGAUACUGAGCUGCCAGCAUAAUUCAUCUAGCCACCAGGGAACAGCUUCUGAAGUCUUCACUGAAGAGACUUCAGGAAGGUUAUUAUACAUGGAUGCUAAAAGCCACAGAUGGCUCCAUAGUCUGACUCCAACAUAUACACCAUAGCUUGCUGCUGUCCAAUUUUUGGAAGAACAGUCAUUGACUGCAAGGAAAGAUAAUCAGUAUAGAUAAGUGAGGAAGAUCAAAGGAGAUACUAUGUUGUAUGUAUCGAUGAGGUGGCACAGCUCUGAAAACAGACUUCACGCAAACAUGACAUAGGCACAAGAAGUUGCUUUGUUUCUAACUACUUAAUAGACAUCUAUGGUUGCACACAGACAGCAGAGUCAUCAAUUAAGCUGCACACCAUUAUCGCUGAGGAUAGAACCCAGGAAUUCCAACUCAAACACUUGAGUUAGUGGAACUUCUCCUCUGUCAGUAUUAGUAGGACACUUACAUGCUAUAGGCUGAGCACUAAGUUUACGAACAGAAUUACAAGACGGUUGCCUGCAAUUGCAGGGAACUGGACUCAGUGACCAGGAGGUUCCUUCCAGCCCUAGGUCCAUUACCAACCCUCUCUCACCUACUGUUAGGUAACACUCAUCUUCUCAGCUGAUGGGGUACACAGUAGUGCAUAUCCAGCAGAUCUGUGACACAUCUGUAACUACUCACAUACAGAUACUGGGGGUGGCAGUUAAACUUACCCAUGCAGCAUGGGGAUACAACCAUGAACCUGUCACUUCAAAACCCCCACAGGCUUCUCCUGCUUGAGCUUCAAGGAAAUCUCUGUUCAUGCCAGGGCUUCUCGUGUACCCUCCUUUGGCCAGCUUCUUGAUGGCAAUAUUCCAGAAAACUACACCACAUGGCACACUAAACUAGCACAAACCAGAACCAUGGUUCACUAACAAGGUGCAUCGAGACCUAGCGCCAUCUAUGGAUGACAGACAACAGUUGGAGGUGUUACUCUAUUCGUUGCCUCUGUUACCCCUCUCAGAGACUAUGCAGAUCACUUCCCUUUUCAGAUGAUGCAAAACCAACAAUCUCAGAUUUACAUGGGAACUUGGUCAGAUUGACUUGACUGUCCUUCUCCUAAGCCUCUAUGCUACUAAAGGUACAGUCACAAAUGCUGGUGCUUUAAGAUGUUUGCAUCAUUGGAGUCUUUGACAGAUCUCAGAUGGGGGACUGAGGUGACACUUAGCCAGUGUCACACCCGUUCUUUGUUUAGCAUCUCACUCUGCUCACAGGAUCUCUCAUGUGGAAGGACCAAAUGGCUGGGGAGAAAAGCUUCUGAUAUAGAAAUGCCAGCUGUAAUGAGCCGUGACACUUCCAGAGGAGUGAAGCACAUUUUGAAAAUAGGCACCAAGGCUUCGGUUUUCCUCAAGAAGAGAAAGGACCUAGAUGGAAGGAGUGAUGCCAAAACUGUGAAAAGUCUAUGGAAGAGCAAUGAAAAUACAUGAAGGAGAUUGAGUCACACACAUUAAAUCCAAGCCACAUGUAAAUCAAGUGUGUUGUCAACUGUGUCAUGGAAGCGAGCUUUGUGCUUUCUCAUGUCAGUGAUAUUUUUUACCCUUUGUCUGGGCAACUUACCUGCAAACCAUAAGAAACAUAAUACUCAUUCUUCAUUAGAAAAGAACAGUACAUCAUACUUCUGGAGUCUGAGUUACUCUCUUUAUCAAGACAUUGCUCUGCAGAUACUGCUGGGAAACCAAGAACCGGGUACUGACAAGAUGAAAGCCAAUAUUAGGCACUGCUGAAAGUAAAAGGCAAAUCAGAAAGGAGACCAAUACUUUCAUAUAAAAGAUACUAGGUCAAUUUAAAAGACCUAUAUGGGGUCAUGUUUUGUCAUGACUUGACAUCCUGUGAAAUCUCAUCCAAGUCAAUGGGCUUGCACAUGGUGGGAGGUAUUCAGUGCAGAGUCCUAGAAAUACAAUAGCUAGGUAGAUACCUCCCUAGACAAAGCGGUAGGUCCGGGCAGAAUUUGACCCAUGCAUGUUUUCCCUCAGAUCACAGCAUGUGGGACAGAUUUUGUGACUGCAGUGUAUCUGUAGCCAUGUCAGUCCAGGGUAUUACGGAGACAAGGUGGGUGAGGUCAUAGCUUUUGUGGGACCAACUUCUGUUGGUGAUAGAGACAAGUUCUGGAGCCACAGAACUCUUCUCCAGGUCACAUUUUGUGAAGACAGGAGCUAAACUAUCUCAUGCUACAAAAUAGCAAGAUCCAUUAAUAUCCAGUGGGCUAGAUCCUCAGGUGAUGUAAAUGGGAGCAGCCCAUUGAGUUCAAUGGAGCCAAGUUACAUCAGCUGAGAAUCUCACUCAUUGACGUCACUGGAAGUUGAAGAUGCUCAUCACCUUACGGGAUUAGCCCCCAAAUUCUUGACCAUGCCUGAACUAUCUGUCUGGCGGCAGCUAUCCUUUCGAUUCCAUUCAGAAUUCUGCGUGCUGCAGUCAGAUGACCUGUGCAUGAUUUCAUUUUGUAUCUUUACCUAUUGAUCUGGCAAUCUGUGAAAGACACACAUUUCUGCUCCUUCCCGAUGAGCUUUCUGCAAUAUUCUUCUGAUGUUAGUUGACAUGACAAUGAGGGGAAUUUGUUUCUUUUGAUUAGUGUGUAGAAGAUGGCACUUCUGGGCUAGAGGUUGAGUCCACUAGAAGACUUGGUACCCUUAUAGACCAAGUGGGCUCUAGGCCACAUCCCUAGAUCAACCUCGGUACAGUAACUGAAACCAGAAUGGUCCUAUCAAUCAGUGCUGAGAAGCACAAAAUAUAUUCAUUCUGACUGAUCUCCUUGACUUACCGGAACCUUGCAUAAACUGUGUUUUAUUCAAGGGCUUAAGUGGGAUUUGAGUAGUGGACUGGGCUUCUUCCUAGAGGAGAGUUUCUCCCAAUUAGCCUUGAGUAAUUCUGCUUGUUUCCUGCACUUGUUAGAAUCCUAAUAUUUAAUUAACAGCUGCAUGUCAAGCUCUGAUCACACAUCAGCACGGAAGAUAUCUGAUCUGUAACCGUUUGUAAAUAGGUGAUCUUGUACUCACCAGUCUGUUAAAGGGAACACCACAAUUAGUCAUGGAAGUUUUGCUACCAAGCAGAGUGCAUGUACAUAAGGCUUGUGUUUGUCACUGAUUAGCAUGAAAAGCUCCAAGAACAUAAUGCUAAGUGAAGCCUAUUUGACAGAGAACUUAUUAUAUGGCUGUAACUGUGAUACAUCAGCUCAGCUAUUUACAUUGUACAGUAUCAUCAAGUUCAAGCUGUAUUCUUAAUGGGUGGAGUUAGCUGUUGGGUCUGAUUCUCCUUUGCCCUGCACUUUGUUCAAUCAUUUACACCUGUGAGUGCAAAGCGCAUGCAAAGUCUAACAGAUUAGAGGGAGUAGCACAAGCCAUGCUAACACACACUGGCUUUGUCCCACUCUAGUGGCUAGAUGAAGCAUAGAGGUCUAUGAGUCUGCUCUGAGCUAAUGGACUUGGACUCAGAUUCUCAAAUGUAUUUAGGCUCCUAGCUUCCUUGGUCCUUUAGCUCAGCCAGUAGCAGGGAAUGCUUUUUGCUGCAGAUGUCCUGGGUUCAGUUCUCAAAACCACCCUCUUGGGGUGUCAUUACAGUAGUGUUUUAACUGACUCUGCACAGGUGUAAAUGACUAAUGAGGUUCAGGGUAAUGGAGCAUGGGGCCCUAUUAUGUUUGCUGCGUAUUCUAGUGAUGCUUUGGGAAAUUAUUACCAGCUUUAUUACUGUGAGAAUGGGGAGGACGUGUGUACAUGCCUUACUAAGUAACCAUGAGCUAUUAUUGUCACCAUUGUCCAUCUUGUCCUCUUGCCCCACUUUGUCAUUUUAUGGCCCCGCUUAUUGUGACACAAUGAAUAUAAAUAGUAAGCCUUUCAAGGAGAGGAUAAUAUCUUUACAUGUGUCUGAGAGAUGCCUGGCACACUUUGGGGACCCCAAAAUAACAAAUAAAAUAAUA